This is a messenger RNA of Ctenocephalides felis (cat flea), 771 nucleotides long. RefSeq lists its product as uncharacterized. The annotation marks the transcript as partial. The transcript has a single exon. The record is from RefSeq and is a predicted model, not a curated record. NCBI's taxonomy places the organism in Eukaryota, Metazoa, Arthropoda, Insecta, Siphonaptera, Pulicidae. Gene Ontology annotation, molecular function: protein dimerization activity.
AUGGCGAAACGAUUUGUCGAGGUUGAAGAGUCAAUAAGGAUGACAAUGAGUGUUUUAAAUGCAAAUCUACCAUCAUUGACUUCUGAAAUGUGGGAAAUGUUGCCACAACUAUGCUUAAUUUUAAAACCAUUCGAAGAUAUUACCACCACUGUAAGUGGUGAAAAUUACCUGACAGGAAGCCUGGUAAUAGUGUUAGUAAGAUGUUUGAAUGAGUCAUGCAACAAAUUAUUGGCACGAAAUGACCUGUUGCCAGUAAUUAGAAGAAUCACUGAAAUUUUUAAAUCAGGAAUUAAUGACAGAUUUCCAAAUGUCGAGAGGAGCAAGACAUUUGGAAUCUGUACAUUAUUAGAUCCUAGGUUCAAAAUGAAGGGUUGCUCAAACAUAGAAGAUGCAAAAAUUAUUAAAGAAGAUCUUAAGCAAAAAGUAGCAAAAAUCAUUGAAGAACGAAGACUUUUAGAGAAUGUUGUUCCCAUGCCAUCAACGUCCAUGGAAAAUAUUGAUGAGUAUAACCCAUGGACUAUUUUAAAUAACCUAGUAGGAGCAUCACUGCAUCAAUCGACUCCACUAUGUGCUGCUAUAAAGGAAAUUGAUAUAUAUCUCGCUGAUGAUAGCUUGCCUAUGAAAUCUGCAGAAGGUAUAUUAAAUUGCCCAAUGCAAUGGUGGAGAAAUCACCAGCAUGUUUAUCCAAAUUCGGCGAGAUUGUUUAAAAAUCAGUGCAAUGUUGUAGCUACCUCCGUUCCUUGUGAAAGGAUCUUUUCAAAAGCAGGCAUG